Molecule: messenger RNA, 1113 nt
Organism: Hordeum vulgare subsp. vulgare (domesticated barley)
Lineage: Eukaryota; Viridiplantae; Streptophyta; Magnoliopsida; Poales; Poaceae
Product: protein diaphanous homolog 1-like
Exons: 1
Coding region: 374-1033 (219 amino acids)
Source: RefSeq, a predicted model, not a curated record
AUUACUUGAACUCGAGCAUGAGGCCAUGCCUGCUGCAGGCGUCCAGAACAGACUGAUUGCACUUAGUCGUGCAUAUAUGUGGAGAUUAGAAGUAGCAAUAUGCUGUACGUAGUACUACAAUUUAACCCCUCGCUCGCGCGCACGUGAAGCCAUGCACGGGUGCUGGAGCCGACAAGCAGCACCAGCACUGAAAACAGAGCGACGAGGCCGGGCCAACUGCCCCCCGCUCUCCCUCUCAUCUCUUUCUCUCUCCACGCGCGCGCCAUUGCUGCAUGCUCCUGCGAGAGGGUGGUAGCUGGAGAGCAGCAGCCAGUCACACACUGACGCGCCGAGAGGAAGAAGAGCUGAGCUCUGCCUGCUGUUCUCCGGCCCGAUGUGUUGCUACGUGGGCAAGGCCACCAAGAUCUUCCUCUGCCUCGUCACGGCGCUGCUGCUCGCCGGCCUCGUCCUCGGCUUCGGCCUGGCCCGCCGGACGCUCUGGGGAGGCCAGAAGGCCGAGCCGGCCUGCCGGUGGCCGCGCUGCCAGCAGCAGCAGAGGCCGCCGCAGCAGCCCCUCUACGGCGCCGACCCGCUCCCGGUCGCGGGCACCACCGCGCCGCCCUCCAACCCGCUCACGGAGCCGGCCGUCGCCGUGUUCCCUGGGCUUGCCUCCUCCACCGCUGCGCCGCCGGCGACGGCGAGCGUACCAAACUUCGGACCGCCCAGGCCUUUCCCCGGGGCCGCCUCCAACACCGCCGUGCCGCCCGCGGUGACGAGCGUGCCGAACUUCGGGCCGCCCAGCCCGUUCCCCGGGGCCGCCUCCACCACCGCCGUGCCGCCGGCGUCUGCGAGCGUGGCGAACAUCGGGCCGCCCAGCCCGUUCCCCGGGGCCGCCUCCUCCACCGCCGUGCCACCGGCGACUGCGAGCGUGCCGAACCUCGGCCCACCCAGCCCGUUCCCCGGGGCCGCCUCCUCCACCGCCGUGCCGCCCGCGCCGCACAUCGGGCCGCCCACCCCGUUCCCCGUCGGUCCCGGCCCGUCCUCUCAUCCAUGAGAAGAUUUUGGUCCUCUCUCGAGGUUGUUGAGAAAUUGUACUGGUGAUUUUUUAUUCUUUUUAUUUGCUCGUUUAUUUUA